Molecule: messenger RNA, 1432 nt
Organism: Gossypium raimondii (Peruvian cotton)
Lineage: Eukaryota; Viridiplantae; Streptophyta; Magnoliopsida; Malvales; Malvaceae
Exons: 3
Coding region: 204-1409 (401 amino acids)
Source: RefSeq, a predicted model, not a curated record
CCCCUCCCCCGGGUCUUCUCUCUCUCUCUCUCUAGUUGAACGGUUAAGCAGUCCCUUCUUCUUCAAUCUUGUCAUAAAAAAAAACCCAUUUUUCUAUUAGUUUCUCAGCUUCUUUAAUCUUUAUAUAUCUCACACUCUCUAAGUUCUUUGGAGAAAAAGGAGAUAUAUAUAUAUACUGAAUUGUGUUUUAUCGAUCAAAAUCUAUGGGGACAAGAGCAAGAAGGAAGCAAAGCUGGUACACGCAGACACUAACGCCAUUAUUGGAAGGACCAAUGGACCCAGAAAUGCAAGAAGAAGGAAACAAGAAGGAGAGAUCUUGGGAAGUAAUCCGAGAAUGGUUUCGAACACAGAAGGGAUCGUCUUUUUCAUCAUCACCAACUAGCUUUUCCAUGUCUAAUUAUUUUUACGGAAACGGAAGCAUACCUCCUGCCAGGAGGCACGAUUUAAGACUUUUGCUUGGCGUCUUGGGUUGCCCUCUCGCCCCUAUUCCGCUACUUAAUCACCCGAUUCAUCACAUUCGCCUCAAAGACAUUCCUAUCGAAACGUCGACAGCGCAUUACAUAAUACAACAAUAUUUGGCAGCAUCAGGAUGCUUGAAACAGCGGCAGAAAUGUGGGGCGAAAAACAUGUAUGCAACAGGGAGGGUGAAGAUGAUAUGUUGUGAGACGGAGAUAUCAAGAGGGUCAGGGAAAGGGAAGAACAUCGUGAAAAGUUUAGGGACAAGGAGUGAAGAAAUGGGUGGGUGCUUUGUGGUUUGGCAAAUGAAGCCUGAGAUGUGGUCUCUUGAGCUUGUUGUUGGAGGCAACAAGGUUAUUGCCGGCAGCGAUGGCAAAACAGUGUGGCGACACACAUCUUGGCUUGGCACACAUGCUGCCAAGGGUCCUCAACGUCCCUUGCGCCGCAUUAUCCAGGGUCUAGAUCCAAAGACAACUGCCAGCUUAUUUGCUAAAGCCCAAUGUUUAGGCGAGAAACGAAUAGGCGACGAAGAUUGCUUCGUCCUAAAAGUAUGCGCCGACCGUGCAGCGGUGAUGGAACGAAACGAAGGACCAGCUGAGGUAAUGAGGCAUGUAUUAUACGGCUACUUUUCCCAAAAGAGUGGGUUACUCAUAUACUUAGAGGACUCCCAUCUAACCAGAGUUCAAACCCAAGAAGAGAAUGAAGGUGGGUGUGCUUGUGCCUACUGGGAAACAACCAUCGGAAGCUGCAUCGGAGAUUACAGAGAUGUGGAUGGCGUGUUGAUAGCGCAUCAAGGAAGGUCGAUCGCCACUGUUUUCCGAUUCGGGGAGCUGUCGAUGCAGCACAGCAGGAGUCGAAUGGAAGAAUUUUGGAGCAUUGACGAUGUUGUUUUCAAUGUUCAAGGACUCUCCAUUGAUUCCUUCAUUCCUCCAGCUGAUAUCUUUGAUCGUUAAUGAAUAUAUAUUAGCUUCACUAA